Aspergillus tubingensis is the source of this 2364-nucleotide messenger RNA. RefSeq lists its product as uncharacterized. The record is from RefSeq and is a predicted model, not a curated record. NCBI's taxonomy places the organism in Eukaryota, Fungi, Ascomycota, Eurotiomycetes, Eurotiales, Aspergillaceae. The transcript is spliced from 2 exons. Bases 1 to 2364 code for a protein of 787 amino acids.
AUGUCCCAGCAGGAUCUGGACCGUCCCUCCGCCAGAGCACCCCAUAACGAGUCCCCCGAACCAUAUUCGGUCCACACCCGCUCCAGGUCAACUGCACAUGCGCAUAGUCCUAAGCGGCUGUCCGUGUUCAGUGGACGCUCUCGCAGUAACACCACCAACUCUACCACCUCUUCCCGCCGUUCCCCCGCGUCUUCCAUGACUUCCGUGGAUGCAGCAUCGCUGCCGUCGCAUGAUGACCGGGCAACCUCGGCGGCUGGUGUCCGCCAUGAACGGCCCGAGAGCGUGACCAAGUCGCUCCUUUCGCGGGGAAGCCGGAUCCUCCGUCGUCAGGGAAGUAAGUUCCACAUUGUCUCCACGCUGGACGAGGAGGAUGAAAUGGAGCGUGAAAAGCCUCGCUUUGAAGUCUCGGAGAUCUUCAGCCGGAACAAGUCACGCCAUAGUGAUGCGCAUGACCAGCUGAAGAAUCUCAUCUCGGAUCCUUUUGACUUCCACCAUCUGACUCAUACGAGCCCGUCCCAAUUCCAAUCGCUGGAAAAAGCCCGGGAGACUGACCUAGUCACUGAGUUCUCGGCCAUUCGUGCCUCCCAGAGGCCUGUUACCAACCUGAAAGGAAUUCGUGCUGAAGACCUGCACUUCCGUGACUUCUCCACGGAGGAUCUUACUCAGUGUGGGACGGCCAUUGGCUGUGACGACGUUGUUCCCCCUCCGCCAACAAGCCCACCAGCAUCUCCAGGUGGUUCGUCGGUGAGUCCCAAGCAGCGCGACCUCAGAGGACGAAGAGAAUCGCGCGUCGUUGAGAACUUCUCGCGGCCUGUCCCAAGGUUUCCUAGAGUUGGGUCAACCAGCCCGCCGCCGAGAGCCUCCUCCCCGAGGCUGGCAUCCUCCCCUGAAUUACCUGAGCCAGCUCCUCGCGCCAUUGACGAGAUCCUGGGUCUGUCAACCCAACCGACAUACCCGGAGCAUGUAUACUCGCAUACCGAGGAUGUAGAACAUGGUGCUGCUUGGCCGCAGAUCCCUAUGGAAGACAUGUUCCAACCUCCUUCGGGCCAUGCCUUUCCAACGAGCGUCAACAACGAAGUGAUGAAUGCCCGCACCUCGUCAAUGUCCUUACCCACUCUGUCGUCAGACUUGGAAGACGUGCCAGAAGAAGAGGAGCCGGCCCCCUGGCAUGAAGGAGCCGGCCUCGAAACUGACGAGGUCUCUCCUCGCGCGCCUGUUAUGUCAAGAUCUCCACCUCUGUCUGAGGCGCAAUCUCCAUCCAACACUUCCCUGGCUGGCCCUAGGUCCGAUUUGUCCAUUUUUGUCGCCGAAGACUUGUCAAGAAAGUUCGCCGAGGCACUGGGUUCCCCCACCCUUCCACAGGAUCGUAUUGCACCACUGCAAGAGUCCAUGGCUCAGGAGCCAGUCCGAAGGAGAUCCUCAGUCAACUUGAAAGCCAUCCAAGAAACUAUAUAUGAGUCUUGGGACGCAGACAUUGACUACUGCUAUGAACAUGCUGCCGAGUCGAAUUGCAACUUUGACUGGACUCGCAGUUCAAUUGACGAGGCUCGACAAGACGAUGCGGAACACGGGGUUACUGGCGCAGAUGGGAACACUGCGAUGUUUGAACCAAUGCGGCUGAGCGCGUCGGCCUUGCCCGCUGCGGACCUGGAUCAUGUCCCCAGCGCACAGGUAGUGGUUACCUCCACACUAGAUGACAACACUGGCAUUGCUGUGACGCAGCGGGACAGUGAUUAUUUUCAGCCUGUGAGGUUUGCCCCUACCUUGGGGAAACAUAUUAGCCCCGAUUCGCUGUACGAUGAGUAUUUGACGGCGGACACGGAGUCAGACCGACACUUCGCCUUCUACUCGCAGCCAGGUGUGAUCCAGCCUAUGGACCAGUCUGUGUCUCCCCGGAGCAGCUUUUCCCCCAUCAGCAAGUGUAACUCCCAGGAAAGUUUGAUCCUGUCCCGCGCCGCGUCGGUCGUCCGCAAACAUCGUUCCUCCGUAUCGACUGCUAGUGUUCCUGAUCUAGUGCACAGUUUGGCAAGCAGCCGUGAGUUCCACCCAUCUGAGCAGAGACUCUCAGGUGAACUUUCAGGAAUGGGGCGCCCCGAAUCUUCCCAUCACCGGCAGACCAAGAGCCUGGCCCGCGAAGUUGAAGCCCAGCUUCUUUUCCGAGCCGAUGGCGACGCAAGCCCCGAGCCUUCAGGCUAUGCGUCCACCGUGGGUCCUUCCAUCCACGACAGAGCCAAGUCCACCACUGAAGUGGAGGCAGGCCCAUUGAUUGCCAGAGCCAUCAAGAAUGAUGCUGCCUCUAGGGCCGCCCCUCGGCGCAAGGGCCGCGCAUCCUAUUCUCUCUUCCCCACUCCUGCAGCCAAUUGA